AUGAUCCAGAAGAAAAUCCACCACACCUACCAUCUACAGUUUCUUAAAGAUGUUGUUCUUGCGCGCGUUCUCGACAACUCCACCUUCAAUGUCCUCAACUCCUGCAUUAUCUUCAACCAAAUCAACAUAAUCAACCAUGUCCAGCAGGAUACUAUGUUUCUUCACAAAAUAUUGUCACUAUAUGUGAACGAGGAGGUUUUGACAGGAGGGAAAGACAAGGAUGAGAAGUGCGAGGAUAUGGAUGUUGACAGCAAACCAAAUGGCACCUGUGCAAAUGGCUCAACCCCAAGGCCUUUCUCAUUCAGCCCACCAGAUAAUCUCUCGGAGCAUGAGUUGACCCUCCAUAGAGAAGUAUUGGUGCUUAUACAGCAGCUUUGCAUCAUGGGUAAAAAUGUGCCACUUGCUGCUUGUAUCUCCCUCUUUCGAUCCCUUGUCAAUUGGGGUAUCCUAUUUGCUGUCCAGUGGGCAUUCUCACUUUCAGAGAAUGACCCAGAAGUGAAAACAACAAUCAGCAUUGCAGAACUCCUAUUCAAACCAUUCCACGACAUCCCUGAUUUCAAGACCCAGACUGAGCCAGUGUUGAAGCUUUCACGCGAGAAGACUAACCUUUACCUAUACUUAUCCAACUUAGUAUGCAACUUUGCUCAACAGCAUGGCUUCCGCAUUCAUUUUUCCAUGCUUUCCUCUAACAUCUCUGCUUGUAUGGCCUCAUUCCUCAAAGCCUGGGACAAGCACUUACAUCUCGGUACAUCUCGUUCAUAUCAUGUACUGCUUUUCACUUUUUCCGAAUAUGCCUUCUUCAUUUUCUGUGCUAAUGUUAUGGGUUCACCAUACGGAUCGGCUUCUCCUGUGACAAUCGAUCCAGAGACGGGAAAGCCUUAUGGCCCAGAAUUCCCUCAGACAUUGAUACACGAUGACAUACUGCAUAAGCUCAUUCUUGAUCAUCUUGAGAUUUCUAGUGUCGCUGUAGUCAUUGGAGGCUCCAUGGGCAGAAUGGCUGUACUCAAAUGGCCUCUGUGCACCCCUCCAGGUUAUGUCCACCAUAUUAUUACUUUGGUUACAUCUGCACGACACUCUGCAUGGUGUAUCAGUUGGGGAGAGGCACAAGGUCAAAGCAUUUACAGCGAUCCACUUUAUGACAACAGAUACUAUACAAAACAGCCUUCAAUGGGUGUGACUGCUGCUCGGAUGGCCACACUUUUAACCUAUUGGUUGCACAACUCUUUUGAGAGUCACUUUGGACGUCGCCCUCAAGUUACCCCUGUCCCAGAAUCUAGCGCUGAACUCACGACACACAUACCUGAUGCAGAACUUGUAGUCAUCCCAUCACCUGAUGGCCAUGACGGCUUCCUCCUCGAAUUCAAGCAAAUCAACAAGCAUAUUCUUAGGUUUCUUAGAAGGGAGUUUCCAGGUUUAUAUGAGAGAGGUGAAGAGGAUUUUUCCAAGGGGGACUUUGUAAUCAAGAAAUGA
This is a messenger RNA of Suillus bovinus, 1470 nucleotides long. RefSeq names its product Alpha/Beta hydrolase protein. The transcript is spliced from 6 exons. Gene Ontology annotation, biological process: L-homoserine metabolic process. Lineage: Eukaryota; Fungi; Basidiomycota; Agaricomycetes; Boletales; Suillaceae. The coding region runs from base 1 to 1470 and encodes 489 amino acids. Gene Ontology annotation, molecular function: homoserine O-acetyltransferase activity. The record is from RefSeq and is a predicted model, not a curated record.